AUGUCCCCAUCACAUAUGUACGGUAAUUAUGUCGAAGAAGAAUAUCCAGAAGUAAUUGAUACUAGCCUGUAUUCAGGCCAACUAGAUGGACUAAGGUCUGAAUAUGAAGAAACUCAAACAAUACUGACGGAUAAUUGCAGUCAAUAUGGAAUUACUGCUACAUGUUUUGAUACAUAUGAAAAUUUACUUUGGAUUGGAAAUCAGCUGGGUUAUGUUACUUCAUAUUAUAGUGCAGAUAUGCAAAAAUAUACAAUGUUCAGAGUUCAUUCAGACGAAGAGGUUCGUUCACUAUUGACCACUGAUUCUACUUUGUUAGUUCUUACGCCUACUAUACUGCGAUGUCAGAUGCGCAGGGGCUUACCAAUUUUUACUCACAG
Molecule: messenger RNA, 377 nt
Organism: Diuraphis noxia (Russian wheat aphid)
Lineage: Eukaryota; Metazoa; Arthropoda; Insecta; Hemiptera; Aphididae
Gene: PAN2
Product: PAN2-PAN3 deadenylation complex catalytic subunit PAN2
Biological process (GO): mRNA processing; nuclear-transcribed mRNA poly(A) tail shortening
Cellular component (GO): PAN complex; P-body
Molecular function (GO): nucleic acid binding; protein binding; poly(A)-specific ribonuclease activity
Source: RefSeq, a predicted model, not a curated record